AUGGCCGCCGCCCCCUCCCACUACAGCGAGAACCGGGGCGCAGCAGACGUGUCCACACUCCCCACACGUGCCGGCCCGGGGCUCUGUAGUCUCGCAGGUGCGCCGAGCGCGGCGCCGGCGCGCAGCCAAGAGGAGCACGCGCACGCGGGGCAGAGAAGGAGGGGUCCGCCGCGCAGGCGCGCGCGCGCGCCGCGGCUUUUCCCGGGCCCGCUGGGGGCGCGCGCUGCGUCCCCUGCAAAGCGCGAGCCGGGGCGGGGGCGCCGGAGCGGAGGAAACAAAAGGCGAAGGCGGCGGCGGCGGGGCGCGCACGGGGGCGGUGGCGCGGGCCGGGUCCUGGAGCCUGGAGGGCGGUGGCGGCGGCGGCGGCGGCGGCUGGAGCGGGCGGGCAGCGGCGGCGGCAGAGUAGGCCCUUCCCCAGGCCGGGAGAAGGCGGCGGCGGAGCGGCGGCUCUGCGGCCCCGGGCUCCGUGUGUUCGGAGCGGAGGAAAGAUGGCAGCGGCUGCACUUCCUCUUGCACUUUCACCCCUGGGGGGAGGAGAAGGAGGGGGCGAUACCAACAACACCCCCCCCCUCGCUUGCAGAAAAAAAAGAAACGGCGAGCUCAGAGUGGGGGCCCCCGGCGCCCCCGGCCUUGCACGUGCGCGCCCGGAUGCCUAGCCCAGGCCGCCCGGCGCUGCAAACUUUCCACUUUCUUUGUGCCGAGCGCCCCCCCCCUCACCAAGCCGAGGAUGCACGUCCCCCCUUCCCUAUUUAUACACCCCCCCCCACAGCUCCGCUCCCCCCGCUUCCUGCCCCCCCUCCCCAUUCCCCAGAUCCGCCAAUGCUAGAGCAGCCUGAGCCCCCGUCCGGCCCCCGCCUCCCCACCCCGCCCGCGGGGCCGGGGGCUGCAGUCUCAGCCCCCCCGGACCAAUGCAAACGAAGCGCCGAGCCAGCAAACCAGCUCCCACUGCCCCUCCCUUGCCCGCUGAGAGUGGCGGCUAGCAGGGGUGGGGGGGGCAGGAACUGAGGGGUGCGGAUCCGGGCCCCCCAGCCUGCGAAGCGCACUCGCAGGUCGAGCGGGCGUCGUCCACCCUUCGGAGCCCCGCUUUCAUGCGUGAGAUCCCCAGAAGUCGCCUGCAACCGCCUCCCUGCUUCAAACACCAGAGAGGGCCCGGGGUCUUGGCCGGAGACAGGCCGAACCUCCGGAGCUGUUUCUGCACCCGGUACAUUGACCGAUCUGAUGGGCUGCGCGCCCGGAAGAGCUGGAGAGAUGAAGCCAGCGUCCAGUUUCUCCCCCAAACCACAGCACGCCGAGCUUUGUCCCCGGGGAGCGUGAAGUCACCAGCUCCGGGAGGCGACAAUAUGAGGGCGAUGGACAGGGCAGGGACCCCCGGAAGCCCUAGCAAUCCUCAGGGAAGUGGGGGUGCCGGAGGAGUCGGGGACACCCUCGGGCCUCUCCAAGCCCGGAGCAUCCCCAGCGCCCGCAGCCCUGUGAGACGCCGGGUGCUCUGGUCAUGGGCCCUGCCGCCAGGCCUCGGCGCUUUGUCCCCGGCCCGCCCAGGGAUGCUGCCACGCUAGAGUUGUACACCAAGGUUUGUCUUCCCAGGAAGCGCUGGCGGCCGCCUUUGGGCCGCCUGGCGCAGAGCCCCAGGCUGCAGGCGCCGCGUGUGCGCGCGGGAAGUUCCCACAGUUGGAAAGAGGGAGCGAAGUAUGUGUUCCAAACUUUCCACGGUUCCAAACUGAGCGCUUCCAUUAAGAGAAGCGGUGUGCGGGGGAAAAGCAUUCUGGGUAUUAGCAUGCAAAUGAACGGGCCCGGCUUCCAACUCCGCUCGGGAUUCCCACCGCUGCGCGCAGAGCUCGUGCCCAGCCACGCGCGCCCUGAGGCUUCCGGGCGUUGCCCUGGCGGAUGAUCCGAGUUCAAAACCGACACCUCUGCCUUCUGGUUUCGUGUCCUGGUGCUUAGUCACUUGGCCUCCCUGAGAUUCAGUUAAACUGACUGUUUCUUAACCUGUACACGGGGACAGCAGCACGUGUCCUGCACACCUCCGCUCUAGGGCACAGUACAUGCCAAACUCCUGUUGGAGAGAAUGAAUGAGACUUAGAGGCUUGAAGAAAGUUCCCUGGACACGAAGCCAGGAGAUCUGUGUUCUAAGCGUAGACUCACUGUCACCUUGGGCUAGUGCCUCCUCUGAGCCACAGCUUUCUUGGGCGGAUUUUGGGAACUGGCACGUUUUAUUUUUGAGAGAGCUGCUGGGAACAUCCGCAAAGAAAGAGAAAGGGGCCGGGCGCGGUGGCUCACGCCUGUUAUCCCAGCACUUUGGGAGGCUGAGGCGGGCGGCUCACCUGAGGUCGGGAGUUCGAGACCAGUCUGACUAACACGGAGAAACUCCAUCUCUACUAAAAAUACAAAAUUAGGCCGGGUGCAGUGGCUCAUGCCUGUAAUCCCAGCACUUUGGGAGGCCGAGGGGGGUGGAUCACCUGAGGUCGGGAGUUCGAGACCUACAUGGAGAAACCCCGUCUCUACUAAAAAUACAAAAUUAGCUGGGCGUGGUGGCACAUGCCUGUAAUCCCAGCUACUAGGGAGGCUGAGGCAGGAGAAUCGCUUGAACCUGGGAGGCAGAGGUUGCGGUGAGCCGAGAUCGCGCCAUUGCACUACAGCCUCUGGGCAACAAGAGCGAAACUCCGUCUCAAAAAAUGUAUAUAUAUACAAAAUACAAAAUUAGCCAGGCGUGGUGGCACAUGCCUAUAAUCCGAGCUACUCGGGAGGCUGAGGCAGGAGAAUCGCUUGAACCCGGGAGGCGGAGUUGCGGUGAGCCGAGAUGGUGCCAUUGCACUCCAGCCUGGGCAACAAGAGCGAAACUGUCUCAAAAAAAAUAAAACGAAAAGAAAAAGAGGUUUGCUCUGAGUGUCCAGUGUAUACACACAUCGUUUCUCCAUAGUAGGUACAGAUAUUCCCAUUCUACCGUUGGAACUGGGGAAGGUGAGUGACCUGCCUAAAGCCCCACAGAUAGUGAUGGAGCCAGGAUUCAAACUGGUUAACUGCCCCUUCCUCACCAGUGGCUUCUGAAGUCUGUCACCCGUCCAUGGCUCCACUUGAACCAGAAACUGACUGUCUGCUAUGCUUAGAAAACAGGGUGCCAUGACUGGCCCCAUUCCAGCGGAUUCACCUGGUGAAGGUGGGUUCAGAAGGUGGUGCCCUGAGGAAAACAGGGAACGUGCAUCAGCCCUGUUUUGCAGAUAGGAAGCCUGAGGUUCAAGGAGCCAGGGUGGCCCAGGAUCCCAUCUUGGGGAAGUGGCCAGAGACAGUCCAGAUGCCGUUCUGAUCCCACCUGGGAGCUUUUUUCCAGAUGUCGCCUUGGCAGUGUGAUUGUGGGGGUGGGAGUAACGUCUCCACUUCAUCCAUUACUCUGAGUCUUGCCCAUCUCUCAGGCUCCUAGGAAUCCAUUAUGUAACUUCAGCAUGCUUGCAGAACAUGUCUUUUUUUUUUUUAGGUAACAUUCAAUUGACAUAAAAUUAACACUUUUAAAGUGUAUAAUUCACUAGCACCUAGUACAUUCACAAUGUUGUGCAACCAGCACCUCUGUCCAGUUGCAAAACAUUUUUAUCACCCCAAAAGAAAACUCCUUACACGUUAAGAAGUCACUUUCCAUUCCCUUCUCCCUUCAUCCCCUGGCAACCACCAAUCUGCAUUCUGUCACUAUGGAUUUACCUAUUCUGGAUAUUUUAUUUAUUUAUUUUUUGAGAUGAAGUCUCUGUCACCCAGGCUGGAGUGCAGUGGCGCGAGCUUGGCUCACUGCAAUCUUUACCUCCUGGGUUCAAGCGAUUGUCUUGCCUCAGUCUUCCAAGUAGCUGGGAUUACAGCUGCAUGCCACCAUGCCCGGCUAAUUGUUGUAUUUUUAGUAGAGAUGGGGUUUCGCCAUGUUGGCCAGACUGGUCUCGAACUCCUGACCUCAGGUGAUUUGCCCACCUCAGCCUCCCAAGGUGCUGGGAUUACAGACGUAAGCCACCAUGCCCAGCCUGGAUAUUUUAUUUAGAUGGAAUUAUACAAUACUGUAUGUGACCUUUUGAGUCUGGCUUGUUUCACUUAAUGUAAUGUUUUCAAGGUUCAUUCAUGUUGUAGCAUGUAUAAAUACUUCAUUCCUUUUUAUGACUGGCUGAAUGAUACACCAUUGUAUGGAUAUACUACCUUUAUCCAUUCAUCCAUUGAUAGCCUUUUGGUUAUUAUGGAUAGUGCAACUAUGAACAUUUGUGCACAAGUAUGUAUUUGAGUGCCUAUCUUCAGUUCUCUUGGGUGUAUAUCUAGGAGUGGAAUUGCUGGGUCAUAUGAUGGUUCUAUGUAUAACUUACUGAGGAACCACCAAACUCUUCCACAGUGACUGCACCAUUUUACAUUCCUACCACACGUCUUUUUAUAAAUAAUUUUAGUGCUGGUCAAACCUCUCAUUUUAUGAAUGAGCAUGCUGAGGCCCAGAGAGGUUAAGUAACUUGCCCAAGGUCGCACCCUUACUCAGGAUCCAGACUAAAACCAAACUUUCCUGAGUUCCUAGACUUUCAAACACUAAGAGCCUCCCGUGUCACCUUUAAAGACCUCGACUACUUGCCCGAGUUUUCACUGAUUGACUUAGAAACCUGCCUGGUGAACAACUGAGUUAGCCGUAUUUAUGAAGCUUUUUUCUCUCAACGUCUAUUGAAAGAACCACCGCCAUGUUCCGGAUUUCUAGGCCACACCUUGAAAACAUGCAGAGCUCACAAUCCCUGCAUCUGCCUCCUCCUGCUGGCCUGUCGGGCCCUCUUCUGUUGCCAUGGAAACCGUGCACCUCAGUUUUGGCAGCAGACCAGCUGGACAGCGAACUGAGAACAUCCUUGUCUCCUAGGCUAAGCAGAGCUGUCAAGGUCAUGUAUUCAUUCACUAGAUUUGUAUUUAUUGAUCACCUACUAAGCACCAGGCUUUUGUUUUAUAAGAUGCUAGGGAUACAGCAGUGAACAAGCCAGACCACAGAUCCUGCCCUCAAGGAACCCGUAGUCUAGAGGAGACAGACAAAAACCAAGGAACGAAAAAGGCUUCACCUGGCUCCUCUCCCUAGUUCACAUUCUCCCAACCUUCCAGGCUGUGCUAAAAUCCACUUCCCCUGGACCAUCCCCUGAAGAGCCCAAAUGCAGGUGAUAGCUCCUCUCAGGAUUUAAAUUACAUUUUUUGUUGUUAUUGUUUUUCCCAAUUGUAAAAGUGCUGUGUGCAUUGUGGAAAAUGUAGGAGAUACACAAAAGCACAAAGAAGAAAAAUAAAGAUCUGUAAUUUCACCACCAAGA
Symphalangus syndactylus (siamang) is the source of this 5285-nucleotide messenger RNA. RefSeq lists its product as uncharacterized. The record is from RefSeq and is a predicted model, not a curated record. Lineage: Eukaryota; Metazoa; Chordata; Mammalia; Primates; Hylobatidae.